Messenger RNA from Pyrus x bretschneideri (Chinese white pear), 831 nucleotides. RefSeq names its product glutamyl-tRNA reductase 1, chloroplastic-like. The transcript is spliced from 2 exons. Gene Ontology annotation, molecular function: NADP binding; glutamyl-tRNA reductase (NADP+) activity. The record is from RefSeq and is a predicted model, not a curated record. Gene Ontology annotation, biological process: tetrapyrrole biosynthetic process. NCBI's taxonomy places the organism in Eukaryota, Viridiplantae, Streptophyta, Magnoliopsida, Rosales, Rosaceae. The annotation marks the transcript as partial.
CGCCCUGAGCUCCCGCGACGUCGACACGGUGCUCCAGAUCGUCGCCCCGACCUCGAGUGGUGGUUCCAUGGUCCGCCGACCCCCCAGUCUCUCUUACCUUCUUCCAAUAUCUCCACUCUUGAGCAGCUCAAGACCUCUGCCGCUGAUAGAUACACAAAGGAAAGAAGCAGUAUUGUGGUCAUCGGACUUAGUAUUCACACAACACCCGUUGAAAUGCGUGAAAAACUUGCCAUUCCAGAAGCAGAAUGGCCUCGAGCCAUAGAGGAGCUGUGUGGUUUAAAUCACAUAGAAGAAGCAGCUGUUCUUAGUACUUGCAACCGAAUGGAGAUAUAUGUUGUAGCUCUCUCUCAUCAUCGUGGUGUCAAAGAAGUUACCGAGUGGAUGUCAAAGUCAAGUGGAGUCCCUGUUUCUGAGCUAUGCCAACACCGGUUUUUACUCUAUAAUAAAGAUGCCACUCAGCACCUCUUUGAAGUAUCAGCAGGUCUUGACUCUCUUGUCCUCGGAGAAGGUCAAAUUCUUGCCCAGGUGAAACAAGUUGUUAAAGUCGGCCAAGGAGUUGUUGGCUUUGGUAGAAACAUCAGUAGGCUGUUCAAGCACGCAAUCACUGUGGGAAAGCGGGUUAGAACUGAAACAAACAUUGCUGCUGGGGCAGUUUCUGUAAGCUCUGCUUCUGUUGAACUUGCCUUGAUGAAGCUUCCUGCACCUCCGCCAUGGCUGCUGCCUUUGAAUGUGAUCAACAAAAUCAAAGUUUGUUAACUCACACCCAAAGAUCUCAUCCGUCUGCUUGCCUCUGCUGCUGCCUUUGAAUGUGAUCAACAAAAUCAAAGUUUG